Molecule: messenger RNA, 540 nt
Organism: Geodia barretti
Lineage: Eukaryota; Metazoa; Porifera; Demospongiae; Tetractinellida; Geodiidae
Source: the annotation of a GenBank genome assembly
GGCCGGCAGCAGUGUCCUACCGUGCCAGAAGCUGUUCCAGCCUGCGAGCACGGGACGGUGUCCUACCGUGCCAGCAGCUGUUGUUCCAGUCAGCGGCCUUGCAAGUGCUGUCGUCUACUGCGCCCAGAGGCGGCAGAGAAAACCAGGACGGACUGGGCAGGUGAUCGCGCGCGGGAGCGAUCGAUCUUGCGCGCAUGGCUAUCCCUGCGCGGGACGAGUGUCAAAGUUCGCGGUCGACUGCUGAGGUAGAUCGCAAAAUCAGGGCUGGACAGUAGCGACUGGUAGAUAGGUUGCUUCUUCCUGACUGCCUUCAAUCGAGUGGACAGUUUUAAAGCCGUCUGGACGGCCUCUAGACAGCCUCUAGACGGCUUUAAACUGGUCUGGACGGCUUUAAACCGGCUGGCCCGUUUUAAAACCGUCUGGACGGCUUUAAAACGGGCCUCUGGUUUUUAAUCGGUCCCCAACAUAUAUAAUAGAUACAAACGUACUUACCGCAGUGUGUAACGGAUGCCUUCCUCGCUUAGCUUUUCCUGCACCACC